AUGUCGCAUCGAAAAUUUUCUGCUCCCCGUCAUGGUUCCAUGGGUUUCACACCUAAAAAACGAUCAAAGCGUCAUCGUGGUAAAGUUAAAGCGUUUCCUAAAGAUGAUCCAUCUUUACCGAUUCAUUUAACAGCUUUUAUUGCGUUUAAGGCUGGUAUGACACAUAUCGUGCGUGAGGUCGACAAACCAGGGUCGAAAGUCAAUAAGAAGGAAGUAGUUGAGGCCGUAACAAUUCUCGAAGCUCCACCGAUGGUUAUCGUUGGUGUUGUUGGUUAUAUCGAUACUCCACGAGGUAUUCGCCAGUUCAAAGUUGUAUGGGCAGAACAUUUAUCUGAAGAUUGCCGUCGGCGAUUCUACAAGAAUUGGCAUUCGUCGAAGAAGAAGGCAUUCCAAAAGCAUGCAAAAAAAUGGCAAGAUGAUGAUGGUUUGAAAUCGAUUGAAUCCGAUCUUAACAAGAUGAAAAAAUAUUGUAGCGUGAUAAGAGUUAUUGCCCAUACACAGAUGAAAAUAAUGAAACAUCGCCAGAAGAAGGCGCAUAUCAUGGAAAUUCAAGUUAAUGGCGGAACCGUACCUGAAAAAGUUGAUUGGGCUCGUGAACAUUUGGAAAAACAAGUUUCUGUGGAUUCUGUUUUUGCUCAAGAUGAGAUGAUAGAUUGCAUUGGUGUGACCAAAGGAAAGGGAUUUAAAGGUGUAACGAGUAGAUGGCAUACGAAGAAAUUGCCAAGGAAGACCCAUAAGGGUCUUCGUAAGGUUGCUUGUAUUGGUGCUUGGCAUCCUUCUCGCGUACAGUUUACCGUAGCGCGUGCUGGUCAAAAAGGAUAUCACCACCGUACAGAAAUUAACAAAAAGAUUUAUCGUUUAGGCAAAUCUUGUCUCACUGAAGAAGGCAAGAGAAAUGGUGCAACAGAAUAUGAUAUCACAGAAAAAAGUGUUAAUCCUUUAGGAGGUUUUCCACAUUAUGGUCUAGUAAAUCAAGAUUUCGUCAUGAUUCGUGGAUGCUGUAUUGGGUCGAAAAAACGACCUAUCACUCUUCGAAAAUCACUCAUGGUUCAAACAAAACGAUUUGCUCAUGAAAAAAUCAAUUUGAAAUGGAUAGAUACCAGUUCAAAAUUCGGUCAUGGUAGAUUCCAGACUCAUGCGGAAAAAAAGGCGUUUAUGGGUAAACUUAAGAAAGAUUUAGUUGCCGAGGCAACUAAGUGA
Molecule: messenger RNA, 1200 nt
Organism: Dracunculus medinensis (Guinea worm)
Lineage: Eukaryota; Metazoa; Nematoda; Chromadorea; Rhabditida; Dracunculidae
Source: the annotation of a GenBank genome assembly